AUGCAUCGUGCUCUAUUGCUUAUGACACUAAUCACGUCCGUGGUUUCCAUGAAUGAAGAAGAGCAGUGCAGGGACAUAUUCAGUAACUUCAUUGACGUAAUACCUAAGCAGCCCUCUCCACAGUACUGUAGAGGAGUGAGCCGCUGGGAUAACGUCCUGAAGCUCACGUCUCCAAUUACUUUGCAAGGACUGGAGAAGAAAAGGGGCACGGGAGAGAUAAGGGCACGGUGUGAUUGCCCUGAAUUAGAGGUAAUUUGGAAAAUAAGAUGUGUACCUUGCCCACAAAACCCUGACUCAAAUAUAACCGAAGAGGAUGAAUCACAUGUGUUGAGGUAA
This is a messenger RNA of Capsella rubella, 336 nucleotides long. RefSeq names its product protein ARABIDOPSIS THALIANA ANTHER 7. Bases 1 to 336 code for a protein of 111 amino acids. The record is from RefSeq and is a predicted model, not a curated record. NCBI's taxonomy places the organism in Eukaryota, Viridiplantae, Streptophyta, Magnoliopsida, Brassicales, Brassicaceae. The transcript has 2 exons.